CGAAAAAUAAAUGGAUUAUCGAAAAGAUGAAGGCAAAGAAGAUGAAAGUCUGUCAUCAUCGGAGUCGCAGGGUCAAGUGAUAAUAAAUAUACCACCCGAUGUUGAUCACGCCCAAGUUGUUUAUCUGUCGGAUGCAAAUUUGGAAGCCACUGAGACGGAGGAUCCUAGAAACCGCAACCAAGAGGAGUAUCUCAAGAAAACAAACUUAAGCUCUACUCAAGGGAAGGAAAUGGAAAACAGCCAAGUGACUUUCCAACUAGAUGAUGGGCCCAGCACAAGUGCACAGUCCACUAAAAACAGACAAAAAUUGGAGGAGAUUAAGUAUACGUUAAGAAGAGAUCUCCAGUCAAAGUCAGCUAGUGUGAAUCAAUAUGGCCCUAAUCGAAUGUAUAACGUACUGGAGAUACUUAAUCGCUUUUCCCGCAAUCUGGACCUCAUUGAAGCGCGUUUAACGGAAGAACCAGCGGUGAUUCUACAAGUGCCGCAAUAUUGCGAUCUAGCAACCCAGACCGCUGGUGUAUUUUCACCACCCAGACGAUAUCGUUUGGAUCUGACCACUUUGAGGACAGAUACGAAUCGUCCGCCCUGCGAACGAUCCCAUCACACGAUCACCAUCAGCGGCAACAACCUGCCACCCCAUCCUCCCCAGCUUCGGCAGACUUUCUGUGCGAGAAUUGGUCGUUCAAUCAGCGACUUUGCCGGCGCCUUUUGCCUGUGCCUACAGGUCAACAAGGACUGUGUCUUCUGUCUGGGCUUCUUUGUGGCCUUUGUGAUCAGUGCCAGCUUCCUCACCGCUUUUUUCUACCGAACCCUCAGCUUCACCGCGUCGCCGGUGCGGGUGGCCGCCAAUCCGGUGAGCGGCACCGCGCACUAUGAACUGGCCACUCUGAAGUUCAACGGGGGGUAUUACUACAUCUACAACAGCAACCAACAAAAAAUAAUUUAGUCUAAUUGAUCUUGUGUUUUAUUUUCGUGCCAUCGUC
Drosophila rhopaloa is the source of this 983-nucleotide messenger RNA. RefSeq lists its product as uncharacterized. The transcript has a single exon. Bases 11 to 946 code for a protein of 311 amino acids. The record is from RefSeq and is a predicted model, not a curated record. Lineage: Eukaryota; Metazoa; Arthropoda; Insecta; Diptera; Drosophilidae.